AUGUCCAACACGGCUUAUUCCGGCAAGCCGGCUGCUACACCGCCGGCAAAGGAGGAGAAGAAGGCCCCUGCCAAAAAGGGAAGAGCUAGAAAGGUUGUCGACGACAGCGACGACGAGGAAGAGUGCAGUAGCACCAAAGAAGCCGACGACGAGAACAGCAACAGCGUAAGCGUAAAACGCGCCGCAUCACCGCCGGGCGAAGAAACAACGACUGCCGCCUACUUCGCCACCAAGAACAAGCCGAAGCGAAUCGCCGCUGCCACAAAGUCACAACCUGCCCCUCCCACAGAGUCUCCUGCCAAACCCAUUAAAUCAGAAAAUACCCUACCACCCUCGACAGAUGAUCUAAACCCCGAAGACUUCCCCGACGACGACUUCGAUGACACCUUGACGACAGAGUACAAGAAAGAGGAUCCUCCUGCCGAAGACACCGACGACAUGCCUCCCAAGAAGCGCGCUGCUGCCACCAAGGCUAACCCGAAGAAGAUCAAGGACGACGAAGAUGCCGACGUUGACAUGAAGGACGACGACUUUCUUGUGCCAGACGACGACGAUGACAUGGAAGUCGAGCCACCAACAAAAGCAAAACCCAAGGCCAAGGCAGGUGCAAAGAGAAAGUCCAAGGAUCUGGACACCGAUGAAGAAGAAGAGAAGCCCAAGCCGAAGAAGCCUCGUGCUCCUGCAAAGAAGAAGGAAAAGGACCCACCCGUUGAAGACAGUGCAGAGCUCAAGGCCAUCCUCGACGACAUUCCCUUGAUCCAAGCUCCCGACCCUCCAAGUGAAGACGAAGGCGGCAAGAAGAAGUGGUACAAUCGACCCAAGGACGAUAACCCCGCCCCUGGUGCCGGUAGUCUCGACAUUCCCGAGGGCGCUGACAAUUGUCUUGCUGGUCUGACCUUUGUCUUCACUGGCCAACUCACAUACCUUUCCAGAGAAGAGGGCCAAAACCUGGUCAAGCGCUAUGGCGGAAAAUGCACAACAGGCCCCAGCAAGAAGACCGACUACGUUGUUCUUGGUGCCGAGGCUGGUCCAAAGAAGCUCGCAACCAUCAAGGAACACAAGAUCAAGGUCAUCGACGAACAGGGCCUCUGCGCUCUCAUCAAGAAGCUCCCUCCCAACGGCGGCAAUAGUGUAGCCGGCGCCAAGUUUGCAGAGCAACAGAAGAAGGAAGCCGAGAAGAUCAAGAAAGCCGCCGAAGACAUCGAAAAGGCGGAACGUGCAAAGGCUGCCGCUAAUCCUACAUCCCAGCCUAAGGGCAUCGCUGCCGACGGAACCGACAACAGACUCUGGACUGUCAAGUACGCUCCCACCCAACUGGGUCAGAUCUGUGGCAACAAAGGUCAAGUCGAAAAGCUGAGCAACUGGUUGCGUAACUUUCACAAGAACGCUCGCAAAGACUUCAAAUUGGCUGGAAAGGAUGGCAGCGGUACUUACAGAGCCGUCAUGAUCCACGGCCCUCCUGGUAUCGGCAAGACUACAGCAGCACAUCUCGUCGCCAAACUCGAAGGUUUCGAUAUUGUCGAAAGCAACGCCAGUGACACUCGCAGUAAGAAGUUGGUCGAAAGCGGUCUCAAGGGAGUCUUGAGCACAACUUCACUCAUGGGCUACUUCUCUGCAGGCGAAGUCGAAACAAGCAAGAAGAAGAUGGUCUUGAUCAUGGACGAGGUCGACGGUAUGUCUGCUGGUGAUCGUGGUGGUGUUGGUGCUCUCGCUGCCGUGUGCAAGAAGACUCAAGUGCCCAUGAUCCUCAUCUGCAACGAUCGCAAGCUUCCCAAGAUGAAGCCAUUCGAUUUUGUCACCUUCGAUCUGCCUUUCCGCCGCCCAAGCAACGACAUGAUCCGUGCCCGUAUCGCAACCAUCGCCCACCGUGAGGGUCUGAAGAUGCCACCAAACGUUAUGAACGCUUUGAUCGAAGGCACAGGAGCAGACAUCCGUCAAGUGGUCAACAUGAUUUCUACAGCAAAGCUCGACCAAUCUGCCAUGGACUUUAACAAAGGCAAGGAGAUGUCAAAGGCUUGGGAGAAGCAUGUCGUCUUGAAGCCGUGGGACAUUACCAGCAAGAUCCUUGGAGGUGGCAUGUUUAUGCCAUCUAGCAAGUCCACACUCAACGACAAGAUUGAGCUGUACUUCAACGACCACGAAUUCAGCCCUCUCAUGUUGCAAGAGAAUUACCUCGGCACAAAGCCAAUCCUCGCCGCAGACGCUCCCAAUGCGAAGAUGGCCAACCUCGAGACGCUCAAACUGUCCAGCCAAGCAGCUGACAGUAUCUCGGACGGUGAUCUCGUCGACAGAAUGAUCCACGGUUCCCAACAACAGUGGAGCUUGAUGCCCUCACACGCCAUCAUGAGUUUUGUCCGUCCAGCUUCCUUCGUUGCAGGUUCUCAAGCCGGCUCCCAAACACGCUUCACUGCAUGGUUGGGAAAGAACAGUUCUCUGGGCAAAUUCAGUCGUCAAGUCAAAGAGAUUCAAGGCCACAUGCGUCUGCGUACCUCUGGUGACAGACAUGAGAUCAGGCAGCAAUACCUUCCUACACUCUGGCAGAACCUUGUCAAGAAGCUGGAGGUUGAAGGUAAAGAAGCAGUGCCCGAAGUCAUCAGCCUCAUGGAUCAAUACUUCCUUACCAAGGACGACUUUGAUGCCAUUCUGGAACUUGGCGUGGGACCCAUGGAUCAGGAGAAGAUCAAGCUCGAAACACAAACCAAGGCUACCUUUACCAGGAUGUACAACGCACAAUCUCAUCCUUUACCCUUCAUGAAGGCUUCCAGUGUCGUCAACCCGUCCAAGAAGAUCGCGAAGGACAAGCCCGAUCUCGAAGAGGCAAUGGACGACUCGGAGGAUGAAGCCAUUCUCAAAGACGCAGCCGAGGACGACGCCGAGGAAGAAGAGGACAUGGACAUCUCGAAAGACAAGUACGUCGCCAAGCCCAAGAAGAAGAAGGCUCCAGCUACCAAGGAUGAUGAUGAGGAUGAAAAGCCAAAGCCGGCUGCUAAGAAGAAAGCACCUGCUAAGCCGAGAGCCAAGAAGUGA
Messenger RNA from Aureobasidium vineae, 3027 nucleotides. The record is from the annotation of a GenBank genome assembly. NCBI's taxonomy places the organism in Eukaryota, Fungi, Ascomycota, Dothideomycetes, Dothideales, Saccotheciaceae.